This is a messenger RNA of Pleuronectes platessa (European plaice), 6003 nucleotides long. It is a transcript of the gene impg2b, whose product is annotated as interphotoreceptor matrix proteoglycan 2b. The record is from RefSeq and is a predicted model, not a curated record. NCBI's taxonomy places the organism in Eukaryota, Metazoa, Chordata, Actinopteri, Pleuronectiformes, Pleuronectidae. Gene Ontology annotation, molecular function: hyaluronic acid binding; heparin binding. The transcript is spliced from 20 exons. Gene Ontology annotation, biological process: visual perception. The coding region runs from base 1 to 6003 and encodes 2000 amino acids.
AUGUCAGGAGGGUUUGGGAGGAUGGCGCUGUGGGCGCUCGGCGCCGUGCUGCUCUCAGGGUACAUGUACAUGGACACAGAAGCCGCUCAUGAGCUGAGGGAGGAUUGGCCGGAUGGAGGCUUGGACGACUCGCCCCUGGUCUCAGACCAGCUUCUUCAGGGACGACGCGUCGCUUUGACUCGGAGGAAGAGGAACAUCCUGUUUCCCAGCGGAGUCCAGCUGUGCACUCAGGAGACGCUGGACCAGGCCGUCGCCAACCAUCUCAAAUACUUUCACCUCAGAGUGUGUCAGGAGACGGUGUGGGAGGCCUUUAAGAUCUUCUGGGACCGGCUGCCGGAUCGGGACGACUACCAGGACCGGGUGAGUCGCUGCGUGGACGGCUCCGCCAGCGUCAUGGACAUCGGCAGCUUCUUCAGCCAAUCAGAGGAGCACAUCAGCCUCAUCAAGAGUGUGAGUGGUUCCCUCAAACAGGGUCGUAAUGGCAACUUCGUUGAACAGCCUCAGUGUGAAAAGGUGUCUCUGUUUCUCAAACCGUUCUUGUCUCUGGGUUUGUCCUGCAGCUCUGAGACAACAUCCGUCCAGGCUGGAGACUCGCUGCUGGACACAGCGGAGGAUGUUGUCGUCAUUGGGUCGAUUCCACCUUCAGUCAUCGCUGAGAUGUCCACAGAGUCUGAAGAAGAGGAUGUUGCUGAGGUCAUUGACUCUGCUACCCACAUGCCUUUGGAUGGACAAGAAGAAAAGCCUGUCCCAGAUACAACCAAGGAGGAGACUGAAGAGGAUUUAACUCCUACUGAUCUGGAUGUACCCGACUCAGAGGUGAUUGAAGAAGUCACCCCUGUCGGUGAAGAGCCACCUUUGGAAGUUGUCGCUGAAGAGUUCCUCACAGAAGCUACUGUUAUGGGUCUUACAAAGCCCACAACAGUACCUGCUACAGAAGCUGUCACAGUGCAGGAUCUAGAGCAGCAGGAAACUCCAGAGCUUGGUGCUGAGGCUCCGUCAGAAGUCAUUUUGGAGGCAAUCCAGGAGACAACAGACAUUUUUAGCCAAGAAGAAGAAGAAAUCCCAGACAAGUCUUUAGAAAUCCCCCCGAGGGUAACUUUAGCUGAUAAGGUUUUCGAGGAACCCACUGAAACAGAACAAGCUGAAGCAGUUCUUGAAGAACCUGAAGGAGACGUCCACAAAUCACCAGAAGUUGUAGAAGUUAGUCAAGAAACAAGGGAAGUCCGCACAGAGCCAAUCCCAGCUGUGACUCCAGAACAAGAACCUGACUCAAGCAUAGAAACAGAAGUUCCAUCUCAGUCCUAUAAUCUGGCGACAACAGUCAAGGUCGUCGUAAAAGCCAGUGAAGAUACUGAAGAGGACCGAACACCACAAGACCAACUGACGACUCAGAUUACUCCAGAUGCAACAGACAAGCCAGAGGAGGAGGUAGAAGCAGGAAUCAAACAUGAAGAACCCAUAGAUGUUCCCAAAGCUGCUGUUCAAUUGGAGGCUCCUGCAUUAGAAACAGCAAGUGAAAACCUACAUGAGGAAGCAGGGGGCGCUGUGGGGACUGUAGAAGCUCAACUAGAGUUUAUUAAAGAAGGAGAAGAAGAGCCAGUGAAACCAGCAGAUACAAACGAAAAAGAUGAAGAACCAACUGAAGAAAGACCUGAGGCACCUGCGGAUCCUGUAGAGGAAAUAACACCUGAAGAAGAUACAGAGCCCAGGGAGGAACCAGUAGGAGAACCAGAACGUGUCGAGGGUAUUGCCAAAGACAAGAAACCUACAGUAGUAGAGGAGCAUGAAGUAGUACCUGAUCUUUUUAUUACAUCUGUGUCUGAUGAGACAACCGAGGAAGAACCAGGAGCAGGACAAACCAAACCCCAAGUUACAGAGGAGAUGACAUCCCAGGUCCCUGCAGAGUCUCAUGAGGAGAGGACUUCGGUUGUUGUUGAUCCAGAGGACACAGAAGAAGCACCUGAACUUCCAGGAGGCUCCGAGUUUGAAAUCAUUUCAGAAAUCACAGAGGAGGAUACCACCCAGUUGAUUUCAAGUGAGGUCCCAGAACCUGGAGACGCUCCUGCAGCUGAGGAAGAUAUUGCCUCAGAGGGUCCAAGGGAAAUAUCCCCAGAAGUUGUGACUCACAUUCAGCCAGAGACGAUUUCAGAGGUGGAAUCUUCUGAGGAGGUCACACCAGAGUCUCAUGAAGACAUUGUCCCAGAAGCUGCACCUGAGGAAGACAGAGCACCAAGUGGGGACAGCAUCCAUGAUGCUCCAUCAGAGGUUCCACGAGAGAAGGUGGAAAGGAUCUCUGUUGAUGUUACAGCAGAAGAUACAGGCACUCUAGAUAAAGUGUAUUCGGAGUCCUCAGAGGAAAUCCCUCCAGAAGCUGUGGUCGGUAUCCCUGCAGAGAGUACCCAGGUCACGACCAAGUACAUAGUGGAGUACAACAAUGGAAACUUCCCUGAUAUAACAGAGAGGCCUCGUGACGUAGAUGACGGCCUACUGGAGGAGGAGGAGAACUCGAUCGGUAACGAGAUCGACGACACGCUGCUGCGGCCCCCCCGGCCCCUGAAGGACCAGGUGGUGGAGCUGAGCAUCAAGCUGAGAGGAGAAACCUACCACGACGCUCUGAGGGAUCCCAGCAGCUUCCACUACCAGCAGCUGGCCAAGCACUUCACACGCAAGAUUGAAGACGCCUUUGAGAGGCUGCCGGGCUUCAAGGACGUGUACGUGGUGGAGUUCAGACCACAGAAGGACCUGGAGCGAGGUUUGGUCGUCCUGGUCCACUACGCCAUCACGCUGGAGGUGGACAGCGGCGGCGUUCCCAACGACACGCUGGACUUCAUCUCCUUGCAGAACAAUCUGGUGGAGAAGAAUUACCCUGGAGCCGCCGAGCAGCCCACCGUCAUCUACACCAUCACUGACUUCCGUAACUACAUCACUGAGGCGCUGCACAAAGACAACUUCAUGAGCAACAGCAGCCUGGAGACGCAGGGGGACCCUCUGCAGCUGGAGAACGACGAGAACCUGCAGCUUUCUGUGAAACCCACGAGUCGACCAGACGACUCCUUCCACAACGUGGAUAAUGUCCUGGCAGCAGAGAAGCCUCCCGACGCCCCGAGUCAUGAGGAGGAAGGAAGCAAUGUUUUCCUGAAGAAGGACGACUUCCUGUUUGACCCCUUUGAUCCGUGGAAAGGUCCUCAGACUGGGGGGGUGAGCGAGAAUGACGUCUUCACGUUUGAGGAGAGCUCGGCUCCUCUGGCGCCCGAUGAAUUCCCCGAUGAGACGUCGGACCUGGAGUCACUGGAUGAAGAGAAUAAUGUAUUUAUUGAAGAUGAGGGAUUUCUUCUCAAUAAUGCUCCUGGUGCUGGAGACGAUUCCUCCAGAGGGGACCAUGCUGUCAGUGCUGGAAGCUCCUCAGCCACUGCCCCUCCACCGCUGAGUCCUCAGACGGGCUCUGAGAACACCAUGGACGAUGGGUCUGGUUCUGGUUCCUCUGGAGACGGCCAGGGAGCUGAUCUCUGGUCCUGGCAGCUCUCUGUGACCUCGUAUGGGACUGGCAGCCUGGAGGUGCUACCACCUCCUGAUCUGGAGGAGACUGAUGAGGAGGAUGAAGACCAGGAUGAGGAAGGGGUUGUUGUUGUUGAGUCUCUGAAAAUGGAGGAAGGUGAUUUGGUUGCAAUGGGAGUAGAACUCACAAAUGCUCCUCAUUUAUGGACAACAACAGCUCCUGCUUUUGAGGAGUCAGUGCAGGAUGAAGGCCUUGAGGAACCUUUCCUGGAUGAAGUCCUGGUAACACCGCACAUCAGCACCGAUCCACGUUUUUCAACCACAACCCAAGCUCCUGUGUUCUCACCCAGAGGAACAUUGACUGUUGAACUUUCAGUACAAACGUUUGAAGCAUCUGGAGUCUAUGAUGUGUAUUCCCUGACAGAACCACAUGUAACUAUCGUGCCAGGCAGAGAUUCUCCUGAACUUGAAUCUUGGACUCGUGAGGCGCCUUUUCAUUUUGAACCAACUGAUUCAUCAGUCAAUCUUCAAGAAACCACUGAAGUGGUGGAAGUAACUACAGCAGCAGAAGAUGCACCUGAGAGCGACCGGGUUGAAGGGAUUCUGGCGCCUGUGGUUCCUGACACUGAAGCCCUUUUGACCGAAGAGUCUCCGACCUUUGUAGAAGUCCAUGCAGUCACAGAACCUAGCUUUGCUAUCAUCACUGAACUGUCAGAACUUGAGGUUCUCACAGAAAAACCCAAACUGCUGCUGCCAGAACAUGCAGAUCACCAUGAGGUUGAGAUUUUAGAAGAGCAGCACAUCGGCACCUCUGAUCCUACAACGACAGCAGCACCGGCGGCCGAGGCUCUGGACAGUGACCUGGUAGCGGAUGAAGUCAUGGUCGUCACUACAACCACCGCUGCUCCUGUCUCGACCUCAUCCAUCAACUCAGUCCACAGCAACAGCAUCGCACUCUCGCCUGAGAAAGACUCUCCGUUUACUCGUGUGUCGGAUUCAGCGCCAGAAGACGAGGACCUGAUUCAACAUGAACACCUCAACCUUGAAGAUUCAGAUGAAGUUCCAAUAAGCUUUCCAUCUCCAGAUGUUACUCGUUCACCACCAACAGUGGUGGCUGUAAAAGAAAAAGACAGUUCUCCAACUGUUGGUUCUGAACCGCUGCCAGGUGCUUCGGCACAGGGUCACGACAUUGACUCAACCUUGACAGAUGCUCUGAAAGAGGAAGUAGAUACUAACAUCCCCCAAACAUCUCCGUCCACACUUCAGAAAGUCAUCGCUCCUGCUGCCGAGAUCCAGACGUCUGAGCACGAUGUCCCUGAUGUGCCGAGCAUCGACGUCAGCUUCGACGUGUUCCAGUACGACGGAAUCGCGACGGAAGGCGACAGCAGUGGAUUCUCCAGUGGCACUCAUGGGUCCGAUCUGGAUGCCAUCGCAUUACCAUCCCAACCAGCCAGGGAUCUAACUGUGUUCUUCAGCCUGAGGGUGACCAACAUGGCGUUCUCCAUGGACCUGUUCAACAAGAGCUCCCCUGAGUACAAGGCCCUAGAGCAACGCUUCAUGCAACUGCUGGUCCCGUACCUGCAGUCCAACCUGAACAACUUCCAGAACCUGGAGAUCCUCAACUUCAGGAAUGGCAGCAUCGUGGUGAACAGCAGGAUGAAGUUCGGUAAGCCGGUUCCCAGAGGCGUCACCAACGUCGUCUACCUGAUCCUGGAGGACUUCGCUAACACCGCCUACCAGACCAUGAACUUGGACAUCGACAAGUACUCGCUGGACGUGGAAUCAGGUGACCGAGCCGAUCCCUGUAAGUUUCAGGCGUGUAACGAGUUUUCCAGAUGUAUGGUGAACCGGUGGUCGGGCGAGGCCGAGUGCGUCUGUGACGCCGGGUAUCUGAGCGUGGACGGUCUGCCGUGUCAGAGCGUCUGUGACGUGCAACACGAUUUUUGCCUCAAUGACGGAAAAUGUGACAUCAUCCCUGGCAAGGGCGCCAUCUGCAGAUGUCGAGUUGGAGAGAACUGGUGGUACCGUGGUGAGCACUGUGAGGAGUAUGUCUCCGAGCCGCUGGUGGUGGGCAUCGCCAUCGCCUCAGUGGCAGGCUUCCUCCUGGUGUCGGCCGGAAUCAUCUUCUUCCUGGCGCGGACGCUGCGAGAGCAGUACGACGCCGAGGACACGGAGGACCCAGUGAGACGUGGAGACAGUUUGCCGACGCUGGAACGGGCGACCAAGUUCAACCCAAUGCUGGAGAGCGAGCCCGUCACCGCCCAGUACUACCGGCGCUAUGACCACGACUUGCCUCAGUUCUACCCCGGCCGUGACCCGGACCCCCCCGACCUCAGCGGCUCUGCCAGCGCCGAGAUACAGAACCUCUACCAGAACACCGCGCUCAGCAGAGAGGAGAUCCAGGAGCGCCUGAGGAUUAUCGAGUUGUGGUCCAAGGAUCAACACUUUGCAGACUUUGUGCAACAGACUCAAGUGUUCCUGGAGAGAAGAGGAAGCUCCACCACCUAG